Molecule: messenger RNA, 2761 nt
Organism: Boeremia exigua
Lineage: Eukaryota; Fungi; Ascomycota; Dothideomycetes; Pleosporales; Didymellaceae
Product: TFIIH basal transcription factor complex helicase-like protein subunit
Exons: 2
Coding region: 55-2454 (799 amino acids)
Biological process (GO): transcription by RNA polymerase II; nucleotide-excision repair; positive regulation of mitotic recombination
Cellular component (GO): nucleus
Molecular function (GO): damaged DNA binding; ATP binding; DNA helicase activity
Source: RefSeq, a predicted model, not a curated record
UCUCUCCCAGACGACUUCAUCGCCACGACAGCUUCCGCGCGGGCGGUCGUCAACAUGAAGUUCUUCAUAGAUAAUCUGCCGGUGCUUUUCCCGUACCCCCGGGUCUAUCCAGAACAAUAUGCCUACAUGUGCGAUCUCAAGCGCACUCUGGAUCAGGGCGGGCAUUGUGUUCUGGAGAUGCCUUCAGGUACAGGUAAAACUGUAUCUUUACUUUCCCUCAUCAUUGCCUAUCAACAAUUUUACCCGGAGAAGCGAAAGCUCAUCUACUGUUCUCGAACCAUGUCCGAGAUCGAGAAGGCACUAGCUGAGCUGAAAGCUCUAAUGAAAUACCGUACGCAAGAGCUGGGAAGAGAGGAGGAGUUUCGCGGGCUGGGCCUUACGAGUCGAAAGAACCUCUGUCUGCACCCGAGUGUUAAGCGUGAAAAAAGUGGCAACGUUGUCGAUGCAAGAUGUCGCAGUCUUACAGCGGGUUUUGUGAAAGAGAAGAAAGAGCGUGGCGAAGAUGUCGACCUAUGUGUGUAUCACGAGAACCUUGACCUUCUCGAGCCACAUAACCUCAUACCCCCUGGUGUUUUCACGUUCGACGGAUUGCUCAAAUAUGGCGAGCAGCAGAAACAAUGCCCUUACUUCACAGCACGUCGAAUGAUGCCUUUCUGCAACGUCAUCAUCUACUCAUACCACUACUUGCUUGACCCCAAGAUCGCCGAUCGCGUAUCGAAGGAGCUAUCGAAAGAUUGCAUCGUUGUUUUUGACGAAGCUCACAACAUCGACAACGUAUGUAUAGAGUCGCUGAGUAUCGAUUUGACAGAGGACGUGCUGCGAAAAGCUACCAAAGGAGUGAAUAAUCUGGACCGAAAGAUCACUGAAAUGAAAACUACCGACGCCGAAAAGCUGCAAAACGAGUACGCCAAAUUAGUUGAAGGGCUGCGCACGGCAGAAGAAGCUCGAACAGAAGACGCUUUUAUGGCCAACCCAGCGCUACCUGACGACCUACUCACCGAGGCAGUACCAGGUAACAUCCGGCGUGCCGAACACUUCGUCGCCUUCCUGAAACGCUUCAUCGAGUAUCUCAAGAUUCGAAUGCGCGUCGUACAAGUUAUCUCCGAAACCCCUCCAUCCUUCUUGGAAUCUCUCAAAAACGCGUCUUUCAUCGAACGGAAGCCGCUACGCUUCUGUGCCGAGCGCUUGACUUCGCUUGUACGCACACUCGAGCUUACAAACAUUGAAGACUACCAGCCUCUUCAAGACGUUGCAACAUUUGCCACCCUCAUCGCAACAUACGAGACUGGCUUCCUGCUCAUCAUCGAACCCUUCGAAUCGGCGACUGCACAAGUACCCAAUCCUGUCCUUCACCUGACCUGCCUCGAUGCUGCCAUCGCCAUCAAGCCCGUCUUCGAACGCUUCUACUCAGUCAUCGUCACUUCUGGAACGAUGUCCCCAUUAGACAUGUACCCUCGGAUGCUCAACUUCAACACUGUCGUGCAAGAGUCGUUCACAAUGACGCUCACGCGCAAGUCUUUUCUUCCUAUGAUCGUCGAUCGUGGCAGCGACCAGAAUCAGAUUACGUCCGGCUUCGAACAUCGAGGCGACAUCCAAGUACAACGUAACUUUGGCAAUUUGUUAAUCGAAUUCUGCAAACUUACACCCGACGGCGUUGUCGUUUUCUUCCCCUCUUAUCUCUACAUGGAGCACAUCAUCUCCGCCUGGCAGGGUAUGGAGAUUCUAGAUACUGUCUGGAAGUACAAGCUCAUCCUCGUUGAAACGCCCGACGCACAGGAAACAGCACUUGCGCUCGAGACCUUCCGCACCGCUUGCAAUAAUGGCCGUGGCGCCGUCUUGCUUUGUGUCGCACGUGGCAAGGUCUCUGAGGGUAUCGAUUUUGACCACCAUUAUGGGCGUACUGUGCUGUGUAUGGGCGUUCCCUUCCAAUACACCGAGUCCCGCAUUCUAAAAGCGCGUCUGGAGUUCUUGCGUGAAACCUACCGUAUCAAGGAACAAGAUUUCCUCUCCUUCGAUGCCAUGCGUCACGCCGCCCAAUGCCUGGGUCGUGUCAUUCGUGGUAAGGACGAUUACGGGAUCAUGGUGUUGGCAGAUAAGCGAUUCAACAAGAAAAUCACUCAGCUGCCAAAGUGGAUACAGCAGGGUCUUGAUCAAAAGAGUACGAAGCUGAGUGUCGAUCAGGCAGUGGGCACCGCAAAGCAGUUCUUGCGCGACAUGAGUGUGCCAUUGAGCAGGCAGCAAGCGGAGGGUUACUCAAGUUGGGGACCUGAGGAGCUGGCAGCGCACCAGAAGAAGAAGGGUGAGCUCGGUAUUAGCGGUACAGAUUACACGGCUUUGCGAGCUCUUGAAGGAAGAGCUGCCAUUGAGGACAUGGAUGAAGAUGAGUUUGGUGGGGGACUGAAAGAGGAUGAAUUUGGCGGGCAGGAUAUGGAUGAAGUCAUGGCUGACCUAUAGAUCUCAGGGUAAACAAAAAGACGGCCAUCUCCAGCGUUCAGGAUGGAGAACUACAACUCGAUAUCUGUUCAUGGGUACGACCGAAAUCCGCUCCAAGGCACUGCGAGCGACCCAGGCCUUGCAAGCUUCCCACCCAGCAUUGACUUAACACGCGCAAAUCCGCUGUCGCCGUCUAUCCCACCCACCGCUUGGAUAGUCGAUAGAGGUCUACCGCAGCCGAUGCUUAUCACUCAUACCAUUAGUAAGAGCAUUAUGUACCAAGCUUUCACUUCUCGAAAAUAUAGAGCGCAAUUCAUGAAUGACAUCA